Molecule: messenger RNA, 1140 nt
Organism: Mesorhabditis spiculigera
Lineage: Eukaryota; Metazoa; Nematoda; Chromadorea; Rhabditida; Rhabditidae
Source: the annotation of a GenBank genome assembly
AUGUCAGAGCACGCUGGAAAAGUCAUCACCUGUAAGGCUGCCGUGGCCUGGGAGGCGAAGAAGCCGCUGUCUAUUGAGACGAUCGAGGUUGCGCCACCGAAAGCGCAUGAAGUCCGCAUCAAAGUCCUCUUCAAUGCCGUUUGCCACACCGACUCGUACACCCUGGAUGGACACGACCCCGAGGGACUGUUCCCCUCGAUCCUCGGACACGAAGGCGCCGGAAUCGUGGAAAGCGUUGGAGAGGGCGUGACGGACUUCCAGCCUGGAGACCAUGUGAUCCCGCUCUACGUCCCGCAGUGCAAGGAGUGCAAAUUCUGCAAGAACCCGAAGACCAACUUAUGCCAGAAAAUUCGCAUCAGCCAGGGCAACGGCGUCAUGCCAGAUGGAACUUCUCGCUUCACGUGCAAGGGCAAGCAGCUCUUCCACUUUAUGGGCACUAGCACCUUCAGCGAAUACACUGUCGUCGCCGAUAUUUCGCUGGCCAAGAUUGACAAAAAUGCGCCGCUCGACAAGGUUUGCCUGCUCGGCUGUGGAAUUUCUACCGGCUACGGUGCGGUCUUGAACACGUGCAAGGUCGAAAGUGGAUCUACCGUCGCCGUUUGGGGACUCGGUGCUGUCGGACUGGCCGUGAUUAUGGGAGCUCGCACGGUUGGCGCAAGACGGAUCGUCGCAAUCGACACGAAUACCGGAAAAUUCGACGCUGCCAAGAAGUUCGGCGCCACGGACUGCGUCAACCCCAAAGAUUGCCCGGAAGGAAAGAGCUUCCAGUCGUGGCUAGUGGAAGAAUUUGACGGAGGAUUCGACUACACCUUCGAAUGCAUUGGAAAUAUCAAUACGAUGCGCCAAGCCCUGGAAGCCGCUCACAAGGGCUGGGGAGUUUCGUGUGUUAUCGGAGUCGCUGCUUCGGGCCAAGAAAUUGCUACACGCCCGUUCCAGCUCGUCACUGGCCGCACGUGGAAAGGAUCGGCAUUUGGUGGCUGGAAGUCGGUGGAAUCGGUCCCGAAGCUUGUGCUGGACUAUAUGGGCAAGAAAAUCGAACUCGACGCCUUCGUCACCCACACCUAUCCACUCGAGAAAGUAAAUGACGCCUUUGACGCGAUGCACAAGGGAGAAUCGCUGCGAGCCGUCAUCACGAUCCAA